This is a messenger RNA of Rotaria sordida, 888 nucleotides long. The record is from the annotation of a GenBank genome assembly. Lineage: Eukaryota; Metazoa; Rotifera; Eurotatoria; Philodinida; Philodinidae.
AUGACUUCAUCUCCAACAUCAUAUUUUAUUACUGUACGUGGUAUUCGUAUCCAUUAUAAUCUUGCCAUUCCUAAUAAUAGAAUAUGUUCUGAAAAUAAUGGUACUAUUGUUUUUAUACAUGGUUUUCUUUGUAGUACAUUUACUUGGAAUAAAUGUCUACAACCAUUAGCUGAUUUAACUGGUUAUCAAGUUUUAGCAUAUGAUCGUUUAGGAUUUGGUUUAACUGAACGAAUUCUCAAUGGUGAACUUUAUACUCGAAAAAAUGAAGAAUUAAUUGCACUUGAAUUACUCAAUCAAUUGAAUAUAUUAAAUAAUAUUCAUCUUGUUUCAAGUUCAUCGGGAGCUGUUAUUGCUUUUGAUAUAGCUAUAGCUCGACCAGAUCUUAUUCAAUCAAUUAUUUUUAUUGCUCCCUAUGGUCUUAUUACUUUUCAAUAUUCAGCAGGACCUAUAAGUCGUUUAUUUCUUGGUAUUCAACCAAUUCAAUAUCUAAUCAAAUUUGGUCUAACACAUUUUCUUCCAUUUAAAAAUGCUUAUUAUAAUGAAGAUAUUGCAAACGAUAAUAUAACUCGUGAAGGUUAUCUUAAACCUAUACAUGAUGAUCCACUUUUUAUAAAAAGUUUUAUUCUUUUUAUACAAAAUUAUGAUGCAUCAUCAUCAAAUACAUUAUGGAAUAAACUUGAUAAAAAACUAAAAAUUUUAAUUAUUAUUGGUGAACAAGAUAAAAUAGUACCAAAAGAAAAUAUUCAAGAAUUUUAUAAUAUUUUAAAACAAAAUCGUUCAUCCGAAAGUAUAACUGAAUAUGUCAUUAUUUCACAAUGUGGUCAUUUACUACAAGAAGAACAAGCCGAUAAAUUAAUAACAUUAAUUAAUCAAUUUAUCACAUGUUAA